UUCUUGGAGUCAUCCCAGCUUCUUUAUUACCCUCCUUGACCAGGGAAAUAUAGUAUCGUAGUAGGAAUAACUGCCACCAAAACCCUUUUGGCGUCAUAAUUCACCACUUAACUAUUCUUACCCAUCUCUGAUGCCCUCAAUUGUAUAUCUAUUCAUGUUUACCUCGUCCAUUUUAACUUCACAGCGCAAUAGCAUUUAAGCUUACAAAGGAAGAUCUGUAGGGUUGUUUUGAGAAGAAUGAAGACGUCCAAGGUUAACUUAGUGGCAGAAGGCCAGCUUGUUUCUAAGCAAAAUGCCCAUGAUCAUGAUGAUGGUGAUGCUUUUGAAGAGGCUAAGAUAAAACUAAGAGAGAUUGCGAUGAAGAGAAAAGAUGAUGGAAUCUACAUGGUCAAUAUAUCCAGGCUUGAAGAACCCCUCAGUCCAACGGCAUGUGUCAUUUCGGAUCCAUUGUUAGAUGGUUACAUCUUCACCAUUGUGGGAUUCGAGAAAGAAAUCGACGUCAAGUCAUUGAAAGUUUUACUGCAAAAAAACCUGGCGGAGCACCAAAGAUUUUCAAGCGUUGCUGAGAAGGACAAGCACAACAAUCUGAAAUGGUGUGCAAGAGAGGUGGUGAUAGAGGAUCACGUGAUUGUUCCAUCCUUAAGUGUCUCCACUGUAAAACAUCUCGACUUUGUAAACGAGUAUACAACCUCUCUAAUGACUGCUCCUCCACUUGACCCAUGCAGACCUCUGUGGGAAGUCCAUGUGUUAAAUGUUUCUUCUGGAGAUGCAGCAGCCAGCCUUGUAUUCAGAAUCCAUCAUUCAUUAGGAGAUUGUAUCUCUAUGCUUUCCCUCUUAAUAAAUUCCACAACCAAAGCUCCAAAUCCUAACGUGUCACACACCAUCCUACAACAUAUACCAUCUUACCAGAGAUCCAGAGGCUUUCUCCAAAUUGUUUACAAUGUCAUUGCAGGGCUUUGGCUCACAUUUCUAUGUGUGUUCGACUAUAUGAUCGUUCUGCUAUGGAACGGCGACCAGAAUUUAUUGAAAGAAGCGAGCAGAGCAAAAAUUAGUUCAAAGCGUCUGGCUCAUGUUACUCUCAACAUUGAAGAUAUUUACUUGGUCAAAAAGGCCGUUAAUGGGACAUUGAACGACGUGAUUAUGGGAGCACUUUCUGCCGGAUUUGUGCGUUAUACGAGCAGGCGACAAUAUGUGGCAGAGAAAAUGUCAAGAAGUAGCGAUCCAAAUGCAAGUGCAGAGCACCAUCUUCCAUUAAACAUAAGUCUUCGAGCGAUGGUUGCAGUAAAUAUGAGGGGGUAUCCCGUGCUCAAAGAUCUGGAUAGGAACAUGAAAAACCCAUCAAAAUCUAUGUGGGGUAAUAAACUAGGUUUUUGGAUGAUUCCUCUUCCGACCUUCCAGUAUGGAGAUCCCCUUCAAUACUGCCGUGCUACAACAAUGAUGUCCAGGAUGAAGAAGUUAUCUUUCGAGGCCUCAAUGAUAUACGCCAUAACCAAAUACAUGCCAACUAAGUUGGUGGCGUACAUUUCCACUAAACUGGCCGAGAGCACUACAUUGGGCAUAUCCAAUGUGAUGGGGCCCGUUGAACAAAUCCAAUACGGUGAUAACCCCAUUACUCAUAUUAUUCCCACGGCUCACCUUAACUAUCGUUCUAUUGUGAUGCAUUUCAUAAGCUAUGCUGGAAAAGGGAAGUUGGUUGCAUUAGUACCGGAAGACGUAAUUGCAGACCCACAACAGCUUUGUGAGGAUUGUGCAGACGCCCUGCAAGUGAUGAAAGAAGCAGCAGCUAAAACAACUUCACUGAAUUUAUCUUGAACGGAGCUCUUGAUGUUCACCACCUCAGAUUGGAGACUAGUAGGUCAAUAAAGAUUAAUAAAGAUAUGUACUGCGAAUCAAGAUAUAGGUUGUAUUCUAGGGAGAAGGUUUAGUUGUUUAACAUUAAUAUUACUUUCUAUUAAAAUGUGUUCAUGUUAUUGUUUC
Cryptomeria japonica (Japanese cedar) is the source of this 1977-nucleotide messenger RNA. Its product is annotated as wax ester synthase/diacylglycerol acyltransferase 7. Lineage: Eukaryota; Viridiplantae; Streptophyta; Pinopsida; Cupressales; Cupressaceae. The transcript is spliced from 7 exons. Gene Ontology annotation, biological process: triglyceride biosynthetic process. Gene Ontology annotation, molecular function: long-chain-alcohol O-fatty-acyltransferase activity; diacylglycerol O-acyltransferase activity. The record is from RefSeq and is a predicted model, not a curated record. The coding region runs from base 238 to 1812 and encodes 524 amino acids. Gene Ontology annotation, cellular component: plasma membrane.